AUGAAGUUCUCCACACUCUUUUCCGUUGCCAGCACCGCUGCUCUUGCCCUGGCGGCGCCCACCACCCCGGCCUCUGCCCUGUCCAAGCGCGCCGACUACUGCGGCCAGUGGGACAACCAGGUAAAAGGCUCCUACACCAUCUACAACAACCUCUGGGGCCGCGAUGCUGCGACCUCCGGCAGCCAGUGCACCGGCGUUGACGGCUUCAGCGGCAACACCGUGAAGUGGCACACCAAGUGGUCCUGGGCUGGCGGCGACGGCCACGUCAAGUCGUACGCCAACGUCGUAACAAAGACCAGCCAAAAGGCCCUGUACAACAUCGGCUCGCUCCCCUCGACCUGGAGCUGGACCUAUACCGGCUCGAACGUCGUCGCCAACGUAGCCUACGACCUCUUCACGGGCACGACCGCCACGGGCACCAAGGAAUACGAGAUCAUGAUCUGGCUGUCCGCCCUCGGCGGCGCCGGCCCCAUCUCCUCGACCGGUAGCGCCAUCGCGACUGUCACCAUUGCCGGAAAGCAGUUCAAGCUGUGGAAGGGCCCCAACGCCCAAAUGACCGUCUUCUCCUUCGUCGCCGUCAAACCCAUCAACAGCUUCAACGGCGACCUUAACGAGUUCCUUGUCUACCUCCGCGGUAACCAGGGCCUGCCCCGCAGCCAGAUCCUACAGUCGGUUGGCGCUGGCACAGAGCCUUUCACCGGCAGCAACGCCGUUUUCACCACCACUGCGUACACCAUGAGCGAGAAAUAG
Molecule: messenger RNA, 750 nt
Organism: Ascochyta rabiei
Lineage: Eukaryota; Fungi; Ascomycota; Dothideomycetes; Pleosporales; Didymellaceae
Product: Xyloglucan-specific endo-beta-1,4-glucanase
Exons: 2
Coding region: 1-750 (249 amino acids)
Biological process (GO): polysaccharide catabolic process
Molecular function (GO): cellulase activity
Source: RefSeq, a predicted model, not a curated record